AUGGCCUUCGCAGGAUCGCCGGACAGGGACGAAAUCACCAAAACGACGUAUGAGGCAAUCAUGAAAGAUAUGCUGAAGACCAUGAACAGGAUCCCAUCUUACGAGCAGCUCCCGUGUGCUCAUAUUUACGACCAGAUCGUUGCUCGGAUCAGUCAAGUGACACUGAACCAGAAGUUGGCCAAGAGGGUAUCGAAGGUGGCUGCCCUGGUGGCAAUCUACUUCUACCCAUGGCAUGAUGAAGAUGUCCAGCUGGUCAUCGGGAUGUACACGGCAUUCUAUCUUGUCCUCGAUGACGAGGGCGACACUAUGGUUGCAGAGAUUAGCCAGUUCCGGCAACGGCUGUUGAAAAGCGAAAAGCAGUCUGCCCCCUUCGAAAUGCUCGCUUACUUGUUUUCCGAAUUCGACCGCGUAUUUCCAUCAAUGGUCGCCAACAAGCUCUUUGCGGGCGUAUUAGCUUCCCUGACGAGCUUGGAGAUUGAGCUGGAUCGGUCCACCGAGUUUACGGGCGUUGGGUCCCCCAUGUUUGCAAAAUACUUCCGCAACAUGAAUGGGAGUUCCGAGGCCUACGUCUAUUUCCUGAUGGCGGAUAAGGAGGUCACGGCAGCACAACACAAACAUUUUCUGCAGGCUGUGCCAGAACUGUGGAAUAUCACAGACGAAAUCAAUGACUUGAUGUCAUUCUACAAGGAAUCGAUUGGAGGUGACGAACGAGACACGUAUGUCUAUCACCAGGCACGAUCGACGGGAGUGUCAAUCCAAGAGGCUCUGAGGAACUUGGCAAAGGAUAUUGUGCGACGAAGACAUCUCAUUGGAAGGAUCUUUCAAGAUGACGAUCUAUUGCGUGAUAAGGCAGAUCAGUAUAUCACUGGACAGAUCGAGUUCUACCUCACCUCGGAAAGAUAUCGUCUUUCUGAACUGCACCUGGCAUGA
Penicillium canariense is the source of this 930-nucleotide messenger RNA. RefSeq lists its product as uncharacterized. The record is from RefSeq and is a predicted model, not a curated record. Lineage: Eukaryota; Fungi; Ascomycota; Eurotiomycetes; Eurotiales; Aspergillaceae. The coding region runs from base 1 to 930 and encodes 309 amino acids. The transcript has a single exon. Gene Ontology annotation, molecular function: carbon-oxygen lyase activity, acting on phosphates.